UGAACAAGAACAACGAGGCAGAUAUUGAGCAUUCAAAAAUCGCCGCAUCGUAAUCAUCCAGCCGGUGUGAAUUUACGCUGCGUCACUGUCGACCACAAGAACCCAAGAGCUUGCCACAAUCUUCACAGUUUUUAGCUGAACAGUCGAUUAGCGCUCGUUCUUUUGAUCGGAAUACAUUCAAAAUGGUGGCGAAGCGGAUACUUUUAACUGUUUUGAUGCUGGUUCACUGUUCAAAGCUAGGUGUGUCUUUGCAGUGUUAUACGUGCUCCGGCAGCGUCAAGGAUUGCAACAGCGUAACAGCGAAGUCAACUGCUUGCCUUGACGGACAAGACAGGUGUAACAGCUUGAUGAUCACGAAGGAUGGCGAGACAAAUGUGGUUCUAGGAUGUGGAACUGACAACGAUUACAAAUCAGCCGAGAAUACAUGUAAAGACGCUGAAAAGAAUGUUAGGACAACUUGUGAGACCAAAUUCUGCAAAACAAACGAAUGUAAUACACCGCCAGCAAAAGUCAAUAACUUGCGGUGCUUCGAGUGUCAGAGUGCCGAGUCUAUGGACCAUUGCAUUCAGAACAGUCACGCAGUGACUUGCAAAAGCAGCGAGGAAGAGAGAUGCGCCAAGUUUACUUCAGAGCUGCUCAUGGGAGACAAGAAAGUCAUGGUGUACCGAAAAGGGUGCCGGGCGACCGCUGCUUGCGAAAAAGACAAGGACUUCUUCAUGCAGCAAUGCGGCAGUGAUGAUACUUGUCAAAACUUGUGCUGUGAAAACGAUUUGUGUAAUGCGGGCUCGUUGUUUACUGUCAGUGUUGCGAUAAUGUUUGCAAGCGUAUUUACGGCUAUUUUUUUCAUGUAAAGAAAUGGGGUACUUUGUGCCUGUUUAGUUUUAACGGCAAAGUAGGCAUAAAACUUUUCUUUUCUUAUUUUGUAAUGAUACACAUAUAUCUUUUUUACAGUCAGAUAAUCAAAUAAACUGCCAAGUUUUUAUUGUAGGUGAUAGCUUCAAAGCAAGGCCAAGUGUAAAUCUUUGUAGAGUACUCGAAUUUAUAUACUUUUUUUUACUACCACACUAGCUAACAAGGCUAUUUUGAAAGCGCAUGCGUCUUCUUGAAAAAUCGAGCCAAUGAAGUGUACUCAUGACAAAAAUGCUCGACGUGAUUGGCUACUUGAUAAUCUGUAACAGAGGACUGCUAUCUGCAAAUGAUAAGCUAUUUCAAGCUUAGAGGCAAUCAAAAUGGUUUUUAAUGCACCCUUCACCCUGGGACGUUCUCAGUUUCCUUUCAAGGGUCUACAGUCAGGAACAAGCAUUCCUUAUAAUUUUAAGUGAAAACAAAACUUUUGAAGCUAGGAGCCGUGGGACGUGGUUACGGCAGAAACAAGGCCUUGACUUAUUUUGAGAUCCGUCUUAGAAUCUACGUAAUACAUCACUAAGUAAACUGCGUAGGAUGAAUGAUUGGUUAAGCAUCCACAUUCAUCAUCCAUCAUAUUAAAUAUAUAUCUGCAUUCUUGCUGUUGAAUCCCACACCCGUAGCUUUGGUCUAGUGUGUAAAAUGUUUAUCGUAGAUAUCAUUGACAUGAAUAAACGCAAUUUUUCUAUAAACA
Messenger RNA from Orbicella faveolata, 1597 nucleotides. RefSeq lists its product as uncharacterized. The record is from RefSeq and is a predicted model, not a curated record. Lineage: Eukaryota; Metazoa; Cnidaria; Anthozoa; Scleractinia; Merulinidae.